AUUCGACCAAGUGAACAUAAACGUAACAAACAGGAGAGAUAAUUUAUAAACAAUCACAAAUGGAGAAAUCUGAAGACGAUUAUCACAAAUUGGUGCGUGAUGUUCAGCUGUUGCUGCAGCAGCAGAAUGAGCAGCACCAGCGUCAGAUGCAGUUGCUGCAGCAACAGCUGCAACAGCAGCAGGAACAGCAACUGCUACAACUGAGGGAGGAGCUCCUCUCUCAGCGUGGACAGGUCGAUCUGCCGAGGGAGGAGCCCCUCCCUCAGGACCAGGAGAUGAAGGCGGCGGAGGGGGCGGAGGAGGGGGCGGCGAGGCCUCCGCGAAGUAUGUAUUACAGAUUACUCUUUACUAUACUAUGA
Messenger RNA from Osmia bicornis bicornis, 359 nucleotides. Its product is annotated as protein FAM170B-like. The transcript has 3 exons. Bases 60 to 359 code for a protein of 99 amino acids. The record is from RefSeq and is a predicted model, not a curated record. NCBI's taxonomy places the organism in Eukaryota, Metazoa, Arthropoda, Insecta, Hymenoptera, Megachilidae.